AUGACUGGGUCAAAUGAAUUUAAGUUGAACCAACCACCGGAAGAUGGAAUUUCAUCAGUGAAAUUUAGUCCUAAAUCUCAGUUUCUGCUUGUUUCAUCUUGGGACACUUCUGUUCGAUUUGAUGUUCCCGCCAACACCAUGAGACUCAAGUAUCAACAUACAGGAGCUGUACUUGACUGUGCUUUUUAUGACCCUACGCAUGCCUGGAGUGGAGGAUUGGAUCGACAGUUAAAAAUGCAUGACUUGAACACUGAUCAAGACAAUCUUGUUGGCACCCAUGAUGCUCCUAUCCGAUGUGUUGAAUAUUGUCCAGAGGUGAAUGUAAUGGUAACAGGAAGUUGGGAUCAAACAGUCAAGUUAUGGGAUCCGAGAACACCUUGUAAUGCAGGAACAUUUUCUCAACCUGAAAAGGUCUAUACAUUGUCUGUGUCUGGUGAUAGAUUGAUAGUGGGAACAGCUGGUCGGAGAGUUUUGGUGUGGGACUUGCGGAACAUGGGCUAUGUUCAACAAAGAAGAGAAUCAAGUCUUAAAUACCAGACACGUUGCAUCAGAGCAUUCCCUAACAAACAGGGCUAUGUGUUAAGUUCUAUUGAAGGCCGUGUUGCAGUUGAGUAUUUGGAUCCAAGUUUGGAGGUACAGAAGAAGAAAUAUGCUUUCAAAUGUCACAGAUUGAAGGAGAAUAAUAUUGAACAUAUUUAUCCAGUCAAUGCCAUCUCUUUCCACAAUGUCCAUAACACGUUUGCUACAGGUGGUUCCGAUGGCUUUGUCAAUAUUUGGGAUCCGUUCAAUAAAAAGAGACUCUGUCAGUUCCACCGCUAUCCUACAAGCAUAGCAUCUCUAGCCUUCAGUAAUGAUGGAACCACCCUUGCAAUUGCAUCGUCAUAUAUGUACGAAUUGGAUGACGUUGAACAUCCUGAAGAUGGUAUCUAUAUUCGGCAAGUGACAGAUGCCGAAACAAAACCCAAGUCUACUUAACUUCCGACACAAAGCUUCAGUAAUUUUCUCUUUCAAAGUACGUCCACUUGCUCGUUACAAGGCUAGCAUAAAGCAAAUCCUGGAUUAAAUGAAGAUACAUUUCCAAUAAUGCUGUCACAGAAA
Lacerta agilis (Sand lizard) is the source of this 1098-nucleotide messenger RNA. It is a transcript of the gene BUB3, whose product is annotated as BUB3 mitotic checkpoint protein. Gene Ontology annotation, biological process: mitotic spindle assembly checkpoint signaling. The record is from RefSeq and is a predicted model, not a curated record. Gene Ontology annotation, molecular function: ubiquitin binding. Gene Ontology annotation, cellular component: mitotic checkpoint complex; bub1-bub3 complex; kinetochore. Lineage: Eukaryota; Metazoa; Chordata; Lepidosauria; Squamata; Lacertidae.